Molecule: messenger RNA, 645 nt
Organism: Phaedon cochleariae (mustard beetle)
Lineage: Eukaryota; Metazoa; Arthropoda; Insecta; Coleoptera; Chrysomelidae
Source: the annotation of a GenBank genome assembly
AUGUUGAUAAAAUCGGUUUUCAAAGCGAUCGCUCCAGCCGUGAAGAUGCAACCGAAAGUGGUGUUCGUUUUGGGGGGACCAGGAGCAGGAAAAGGCACCCAAUGCCAAAGAAUCGUUGAGACCUUCGGCUACGUCCAUUUAUCGGCAGGAGACUUGCUCAGAGAAGAAAGGAGCCAGCCGAACUCCCAAUUUGGGGAGCUGAUCGACAACUACAUCAAGGAAGGUAAAAUAGUGCCCGUAGAAAUAACCUGCAGCCUUCUGGACAAUGCCAUGAAGGCGUCUGGCAAAGAUAAGUUUCUCAUCGACGGUUUCCCGAGGAACCAGAACAAUUUAGAAGGGUGGAACAGCACAGUAGCAAAAAGGGUUCAACUACAAUUUAUCUUGUUUUUUGACUGUCCUCUGGAAAUAUGCUUGGAACGGUGCUUGCAAAGAGGUGCAGGCGGCAGUGGUAGAUCUGAUGACAAUCCAGAUAGUCUAAAGAAACGAUUCAAUACCUACUUGAAUGAAACUAGGCCAAUUAUAGAGUACUAUGAAAAAUCAGACUUGGUGAAGAGGAUUGAUGCAACCAGACCUGUAGAGGAGGUGUUUGAAGAUGUGAAGAGUAUAUUUCAAGGCUUGAAUUGUAUUGGUGGUGGUGAUCAAUAA